Molecule: messenger RNA, 426 nt
Organism: Diaporthe citri
Lineage: Eukaryota; Fungi; Ascomycota; Sordariomycetes; Diaporthales; Diaporthaceae
Exons: 1
Coding region: 1-426 (141 amino acids)
Source: RefSeq, a predicted model, not a curated record
AUGAGCAUUUCGGCGGAUCCGACGGACGAGCCCAUCUUCCUUGACGAAGAGGUGUUGAAACAACCGCCGUCUUCCUUCCCAGAGCCCGAGAAAGGGAACGCCACAUGGCACACUCUGCUCUCUGCCCCUGAAACUCCAAGCACGUCUCUCAGUGCCGGCGUCGCGGUCUGCCCCGCCAGUGGCUCCCUCGCCCUGCACAGACAUGAGCAGGCUGAGAUGUACUACUUCCUGUCCGGCACUGGCGAGGUGGAGGUUGAUGGCAAGAGACAGCGCGUGGCAAAGGGCAUGACGGUGUGGAUUCCGGGAAAUGCCGAACAUGGUGUGUUCUGUGGCGACAACGAACAGUUGCGGUGGCUUUAUGUGUUUCCCGAGGGGAGGUUCGAAGAUGUGGUGUACCGUUUCAGUCACUCGCUGGACCAGGUCUGA